Scophthalmus maximus (turbot) is the source of this 4195-nucleotide messenger RNA. RefSeq names its product ADAM metallopeptidase domain 17b (gene adam17b). The record is from RefSeq and is a predicted model, not a curated record. The coding region runs from base 35 to 2551 and encodes 838 amino acids. Gene Ontology annotation, biological process: membrane protein ectodomain proteolysis; Notch signaling pathway. Gene Ontology annotation, cellular component: plasma membrane. Gene Ontology annotation, molecular function: metalloendopeptidase activity. Lineage: Eukaryota; Metazoa; Chordata; Actinopteri; Pleuronectiformes; Scophthalmidae. The transcript is spliced from 18 exons.
GUCCGGUGGUCGUCCCCGGUCACAGCCGGUCACCAUGAGGCCGGAGCUGUGGCUCGUCCCGGUCCUCGUCCCGGUCCUGUGGCUCGUCCUGUCGGAGGCGGCCCGCGCUCCGCCGCUUGGGCCGCAGGAGGACGCGUCUCUCAGGUCGAUGCUGGACGACUUCGACGUGUUGCCUCUGUCCGACUUGCAGACUCACUCCGUCCGCCGCCGACACGUCCAGACGCAGAGUCACGUGGAGAAGACGCUCAGCUUCUCCGCCCUGCAGAGACACUUCAGACUCUACCUGAGAACCAACGACGAGCUGUUCACUCAGGACUUCAGAGCCGUGGUCGUCGACGAGGACGGACAAGAGCGAAGCUACUGGGUCAACAGACACAAUUACUUCACUGGACACGUGAUCGGAGAAGAAAACUCUCGAGUUCAGGCUCAUAUCGACGACCACGAGUUCUCCGCUCACAUCCUGACGGACGAGGCCGAGUACAACAUCGAGCCCCUGUGGAGGUUCUCGUCGGCGCCCCCUGAUGGUCGUCUGCUUAUCUACCGCUCAGACGACAUCAGGAACCUCAGCCGCCUGCAGCAGCCGUCGGUCUGCGGCUACGUGACCUCCGACCCCCGCCACCUGCUGCCUGACAGCGUCAGAGCGGCGUCCAUGUUGGAGGACUGGGAGAACGACGAGUCCGUGUUCCGAGGGAAACGUCAGGUUCACGACCACAAGAGGAACACGUGUCCGCUGCUGCUGGUGGCCGACCAUCGCUUCUUCAGACACAUGGGCCGAGAGGAGGAGAGCACCACCCUCAACUACCUGAUUGAGCUGAUCGACCGCGUGGACGACAUCUACAGAAACACGUCGUGGGACGACGAGUUCAAAGGUUACGGCGUUCAGAUCCAGCAGAUCAUCAUAGAAACGACUCCGACAUCUGUGGCUCCGGGAAAGAGUCACUUCAACAUGAGAGGAAGUCCGGCGGAGGGCCGAGACGUGUGGGAUGUCAAGAAGCUGCUGGAGCAGUUCAGCGUGGACGUCGCAGAGAAGGCGUCCAACGUCUGCCUGGCUCACCUCUUCACCUACCAGGACUUCGACGAGGGGACUCUGGGUCUGGCCUACGUCGCCCCGUCCAAGCCCGACAUCCCCGGAGGCCUCUGCUCCAAACCGUGUCCUUCGUCGACACACGAACAAAGAGCCAUUUACCUCAACACGGGUCUGACCAGCACCAAGAACUACGGGAAGACCAUCCUGACCAAGGAAGCCGACCUGGUGACGACCCACGAGCUCGGACACAACUUCGGAGCGGAGCACGACCCGGACAACAUCCCGUACUGCGCCCCACGAGAGGACCAGGGCGGCAAGUUCGUCAUGUACCCGAUCGCCGUGAGCGGAGACCACGUCAACAACAAGGUGUUCUCCACCUGCAGUAAACGCUCCAUCGUGAAGCGUCUGCGCUCGAAGGCGUUGACCUGCUUCAGGGAGAGAAACGUCAACGUGUGUGGGAACUCCCGGGUGGAGCAGGGCGAGGAGUGCGACCCCGGACUCCUGAACAUCAACGACGACCCCUGCUGCACCGCCGACUGCCGGCUGAGGCCCGGAGCGCAGUGCAGUGACAGGAACAGCGCCUGCUGUAAACUCUGCAGGUUCGAGUCCGAGGGCGCGAUCUGCCAGGAGCCCAUCAACGCCACCUGCAAAGGACACUCCUACUGCACAGGAAACAGUAGCGAGUGUCCGCCUCCGGAGGACGCUCCGGACGCGACGGUGUGUCUGGACAGUGGCGAGUGUCUGAGCGGAGAGUGCGUCCCGUUCUGUCAGGCCGUCCUGAAGCUGCCGCCCUGCGCCUGCAACGAAACCAACUCGUCUUGUAAAGUCUGCUGUCGGAGCGGCGGCGGCGCCUGCGCCCCCUACCAGGACGAGACGGGCGACUUCCUGUUCCUGCGCAAAGGCAAACCCUGCACUGUGGGCUUCUGCGACGGAGCGGGGAAGUGCAUGAAGCAGGUGCAGGACGUGGUCGAGCGUCUGUGGGAGUUCAUCGACAAGCUGGACAUCGACACGCUCGGGACGUUCCUGGCCGACAACAUCGUGGGCUCGGUGGUGGCGUUCUCUCUGCUCUUCUGGGUUCCGUUCAGCAUCCUGGUCCACUGCGUGGACAAGAAGCUCGAUCAACAAUAUGAGCAGACGACAAAGUCUCUGCUCUUCCCCAGUAAUGCCGAGCUCCUGAGCAGCCUGGAGUCAGCGUCGGUCCGGAUCUUCAAACCUCCAGCCUUCCCCGCCACCGCAGCCCCUCUUCGUUUCCAGCCGUGCGGCCCCCAGCAGACCAGCACCCCCCCGGUCUCCGGCCCUGAGGCUGGUCCCGCCCCCCCUCCUCCUCUGGACAGCCCCCGCAUGGCCACCAUCCAGGAAGACCCCAGCUGCGACUCCCACCUGGACCAGGAGGCGUUCGGGCGUCCGGGGGCGUCGGCCCGGCGCUCCUUCGAGGACCUGACGGAGAACAACGCGAUGAGUCGCAGCGAGAAGGAGCUGAUGUUCAGACGACAUCAGAUCGACAGCAAGGAGACGCAGUGCUGAGUGGCAGGGGCACUUCCUGUCGGACGGCAGGGGCACUUCCUGUCAGUUUCCAUGCGUUCAUGUUCCCUCGGAUCAACAGCCUCAGCCGGAUGCUGCCUUCACUGCUCACGCUCAAAGUUCAGAGCUGAAGGUCGUGAGGUGUCUCAGGUGUGGAAGUAUUAAACCAGUCUCUGUGGUGUCCCAUGCUUCCUGAACGCGCCAUGCUCUUUUUAGGUUCCCAAACACACCAUGUUCAUUGUAGAUCCCAAAUACCCCACAUUGGUUUUUGGUCCCCUAAUGCCCCGCAGUCCUUUGUUACCCCUGAAAUCAGUCAAACUAUUUUAUUCAGACGAUGUUUCAGAUGAAAUCAAAGUUAUUUUUGUACGAACUGUUAAAUGAAAGUAAAAAACUUAUAUUUCUGAACUAAAAGUCCGACGAUCACCAAUGUGACGUCAGUGUCAACUGUCGACAUCAUCACCAGCGUUUAUAUUAUUAUUAUAGAAACACGUGUCUCCGUACGUGAGAUAAACACGAUCAGCUGAAAGAACCACAGAAGAAGAAAGUUCAAGCUUCAGGUUUUAAUAUUAAAAUGAUCGACUUCAGAUUCUCAAUGUGAUUAUUUGCUUGUCGGCGUCCGUUUUGAAAUGUUGCCUUUCUCACUCUGAAAGGUCAAAGGGCACUGAAAGGUCAAAGGGCACAGAGCUCCUACCCACAUUAUUUAAGCAUCAGCAUGUUUUGAAUGUGACUAACUCAUGUUGAUACAGAGGUCAAAGUUUUUACUUUAACAAAACUUUAUCAAAAUUUUUAUGUUUUGAGUUCAAGUGACGACGUGUGAAAUGUUUUCAAAUGUUAAAUAUUGUGACGUGAGUUCGGUUGAAGACUCGUGAACGUUCGUCGACGUGAGACGAUUCAGUUUUUAUUAUAUUUGAGCCACAACAGAAAAUGAAUAAUAAUCAUUUCACUCGUUAUGUUCCAGGUUUUCAAAUGUGAGAAUUUGUUGGUUUUCUUGAAUUUUCUUCAAAUUAAAUUAAUAAUUAUAUAAAAUUAAAGGGACAUUUGAUGACGUCACCUUGUGAUCAGCAUUUACUUCUUUACUUUAUGGACCAAGUGAUAAAUCAUAUCUCUAAAUCAGUAAUAUUGAAAUGUUUCAUUUAAAAACGUAACACACACGUUUACAUUGUAGGUGAACAUUGAGAAUUUUGUCUUUCUGAACAUUUCGUCUGUCUGUUGUUUGGCAGGUGUGGGCUUCCGUAUGUCUCACAUCAUAACUACAAGGGUUUUUUUUAAGACGUUGAUCUGAUGCGUUCAGACUCGUGAAGUCUUGUUUUUCAUAAACAGAAAAAACUCAGAUUUAACAUACAUGUGUUUUUAUACUUUUAUGUUUUAACGUCCCUUAUGUUUCAGUUCCUCGUAAAAAAUUAAUUUCUCCUCCAAUGUUCAAUCGUCCGUGGAAGAUGAUCUGGAUGUUUUUCUGUCUCAGGCUCAGAAGCCGCUUCACGUGACAUGUUUCAAGACUUUCUGGUUUCAUUUUUAUUUUACUUAUUUCAUUUUAUUUUGAAAAACUCGUUUCAUCAGUUCACUGUCUGAAAAUUUUUAAAUGCAUAUUUGACAGUUUGCCAAAAUCAUUUAUCAAUAAUAAAGAUUGAUACUGCGGCUUCAGUUAAA